Molecule: messenger RNA, 2103 nt
Organism: Amphimedon queenslandica
Lineage: Eukaryota; Metazoa; Porifera; Demospongiae; Haplosclerida; Niphatidae
Exons: 12
Coding region: 280-2103 (607 amino acids)
Biological process (GO): signal transduction
Molecular function (GO): protein binding
Source: RefSeq, a predicted model, not a curated record
UGUUAGGUAUAGUUGCAAAGAAGGAUAUGUUACGUCAUGUUUCAUCAAUGGAGAAGCAUCCUUACUCCAUACAGUAUCAUUAACAUUGCUAUACAUAUACUGUACAUGUAUAUAUAUAUUUAUUAUAAAUAAAAGAAUAGUGUGUAUAUCUUCUCUCAGUAUACUUUUGCCUGUUGUUUUUGAUUAUUAAUAAUUUUAUUCAUUAUGACCUUAAAUAUGAUGGUAUUCAUUGUGGAUUGUGCUAUCUAAAUCUUUGCAUUCAGGGGUGUGAAAGGUGGUAUGGCUACUGGAGGAGAAAUCAAUCAUCAACUAAACAAGACCUUAGGUAUUAACAAUCUAGAUUAUGUUAUUAGUGAAUUGGAAAGGAAUGGAUUCUCUGAUCACAAAUGGAUGGAGCUAGGUGGUAAGCUACACAUCAGUGAGUCAGAUCUUGGAACAGUUAAUGCCAAUAAUCCUUUGAAUGCCAAAGCAUGUCUAAGAGCCUGUCUGACUCACUGGUUGAGGUGGAACUAUAAUUUCGAUAAGUAUGGUAAACCUUCAAUGGAGAAAUUGGCUGCUGCUGUAAAAAAGGUGGGGUUUGGGGCCGUAGCUUACAAAAUAGAAAACAUUGAAGCAGAAGGGUCAUCUGGAUUGAGAAAAAGAAGUAAUGUAUCCAGAGUUAUAUAUGCACCUCCCAUUGAGUCUGAUGUUCACAAUGAACUUAGCGAAUUAAGAAAUAGUUUUUUAGAUCUCAUUGACAAGAUUUGUAAACAUCUAGAAGAGAAAGUUAAGUACAGAGCGUUGGAAACCAGUGAUGUUGCCGAAUUCAUCAAGAAAAAUGGUGUAAAAGAUAUGAAGCUUGAUGACCUUAAAACUAUUGAAAGCUUAUUUAAUCAAAUUCAAGAUCGAUAUAAUUACCUUAAUUUCUCAUUGAUAAAAGUUAUCGUUGAUAAGUAUUUAAAGAAAUUAUCAUGUAAGGAGUAUAUUACUGGAUGGCUAAUGCAUCACUCUGGUACUGCCCUACGAAGAGAAAUGGAAGCAUAUGCUAAAAAGCUGAACAAUUUUCUGUAUUCAAAACGACUUAAAGACCUUAAAGGUGCUAUUGCUAUUACAUUCGGAGUAAAUAUCAUUCCAUCAGAUACCAGUUGCAUAGUUGUCAUUAAACUAGCUGGAGGAUGGGAUGAGAUGACCAUAAGUGACUUGGAGUCAUUGCUGAGACAUGACUUUAACCAAACUGAUAUAUUCAAUCAUCUUCAAAUCACUCCAGGAUCAGUAUGUGUCACUUACUUGGUACCACGUUCUGCCAUUGCUGACAUUACCAGUGCUGUUGAGUCAAAGUCUGAAUCAAUGUGCCGAGUUGGUGUAUUUUACUUUUCAAUAAAUGACGACGUUCUUCUUGACAAACAAGAUAACGUUAACUUUGAUGAGUCGUUAAUUGAAGCAGUCAAGUUAGAUGAAACAUUUGAAGUGUCACUGCUGCUGUCAUUGGGAGCUGAUCCGUACUAUGAAGAUAGUAAUGGAGACAAAGUACUGGAGUUAGCGAUACAGGGAGGGAACGAAGAAAUAAUAGAAUUAAUAUCAGUGGCUACAAAUUCACAAGUUUUAGAAUUAGAAAGCCAAAAAGAGUUAAAUGACAAGGAAGAUAAUAAAGAAACUGGCGAUAAUGAACUUGAGAGGUCAUUAGCUGCUAGUAAAAAGGAGAUUAAUGAGCUACAAUUACAAAAAAAUGAGAAUGAAACUAAAUUACAGACUUUCAGAACACAGCUAAAAAAUUCCUAUGCUGAAAUUGAAGACCUAAUGUGUAAACGUAAAAAAGACUUGGAUAAGAUAUCAUCAUUAGAAGCAGAUGUGAGAGUCAAAGAGAAGACAAUGUCUAAACAGGAAGAAGAGAUAGCAGCAUUGCAAGAAGCAUUGUCAUUGCAGAAAAAAGAGAAUGAAGCUGAAUUACAGAAGAAACAAAAUGCAAGCUAUCUAGAAAAUGAAAUACUAGUUGGACCAUUAACUGAGAGGAAAGAUGAGUCAUUAGAAGCAGAUGUUUUAAGGUUAAAAGAUGAAGUGAUUGCCAAGGACAAGUUGUUGUUUGAACAGACUGAACAGGCCAAAUCAAGUAUGCAUACAAUAUAA